Molecule: messenger RNA, 2009 nt
Organism: Coturnix japonica (Japanese quail)
Lineage: Eukaryota; Metazoa; Chordata; Aves; Galliformes; Phasianidae
Product: E3 ubiquitin-protein ligase RNF182-like
Source: RefSeq, a predicted model, not a curated record
GCAGAACUGAUGCUUUGAAUCCACGUGGCACAGAACUGGGAGGUGAUUGAGGGAGUUCUCAGGCAACUGCUCAGUGAUUUACCGGCACCUGCAGUGAUGUUUUACCUGGAUGUGGAGGGAUGGAAGGUGCCACUGUCAAGAUACCGGGCACAAAAACAUGGGCAGCUUUGCUGGAAUAAUACUGAGAUGCCUCAUGUCUUUGUGUACCUGGAAAAAGGGCACUGGGUUUUGUACGGGGUAUGAAAACCUUGGUCUUGGAGACGGGGGGGGGGGUAAUGCCAUAGGGAAGAGAGGCUGGAAGACCUGAGUAAGGACAGCACAAGUAAUUCCACGGAGACCUGGGGCAUUUGGAGGCAGCAGAAUCAGUAACAGCUGCAGGCUCUGGGUGGGCUGUUAGUUACAAAGAGGAUGAUGUUCUCUGGGGAUGCUUCCCACUGCGCUGCGGUAUCUGACCUCCUACGGGGACACUCCAGCAGCGAAUGGAGCGGGUCACAAAGCGCUUAUUGCAGGGAAGCAGGGCGGGCUGUUCCUGAAAUGCAGCUGACCGCCAGCACACACUGAUCCUUGGAAGUGUCAUCACUGAAGGAGGAGGAGGGGAGUCCUUCGUCCCUCAGGUGUUGGCCAAUUACCUCAUUAAGUAUUUAAUUGCCGUGUCACGGUGGUCAAUGGAGGGAGCUGCAGCAUCCCGCGAGCUGCGGAGUUGGGCUCAGCCAAGAAGCGGAGCAUCCGUCCACCCCCCCCCCCGCUCCGCGUUGCCAGGCCAACGGCGCGGCGGAUGCCGGCGGUCCCUGCGGCUGUGCCGGCCCCGCAGCGCUCCCAUCGCCUCCCUAUGGGGCGGCCCGGCCCCGCCGCGGGUCCCCGAGGAGCCCCCGCAGGUCCCGUCCCCAUGGCCCACGCUGAGCUCGGCGCCCAGGAGCCGGAGUGCCACAUCUGCUACAGCCGCUACGACGCCCGCAGCCGCCGGCCCACGGAGCUGCUGUGCGGACACCGCCUGUGCGCCCGAUGUCUGCGCCGGAUCGUGGCCCUGGGGGACGCGUCGCCCCGACGGCUCCGCUGCCCGUUCUGCCGCCGGCACGGGCCGCUGCCCGGCGGGGACGAGCGACCGCGGCAGGACGACGGCAACGGGCCGGAGCCGCAGGGCCGUGAUCGGGACCCGCCGUCGCCGCCCGAGGUGCUGCUGUCCCCCGCGGUGCUGCAGCCGCCCGGCUCGGACUGCCUGGUGCUCACCAUCGUGGAGCUGCCCGCCGGGCCGCUGCCCGCGGAGGCGCUGGGUGCGCUGCAGGUUGUUGGGCUGCAGCAACGAACCAAGAGCCGAACCCGGCGGUGCCGGGGCGCCCCGCGCUGCGUGUUGUUCGCGCUGUGCCUGCUGUACUGCAGCUCGCUGCCCCUCGGCAUCUACCUGCUGCUCAGCCGGCACCACGCGCUGGGCCUCGCUCUCGUCAGCCUCCUGCCCGCCGCCCUCCUGCUCUGCGUCUCCUGCAGCCUCUGCCGGUGUCUGUGCCGGGAGCUCUGCGCCUUCCCCUCGCCCUGAGCCGCUCGGCCGAGCCCUGCGCCCGCGAUGGGGGCACAGCGGAGAUGGGGGCACCGCGGAGAUGGGGGCACAGCGCAGCGCGUUGUCCCGAGCCGUGAGCAGCGCUGCCACCCUCGAGUCCCUGCAGCCUGCGGGCGUUCAGCCGCGUCUCAGCUCCUGCUCUGCAGAUGGGGGCGGCUCUGUGCUCUGUGCUCGGUGCUCGGUGCUCGGUGCUCGCCCGGAGGGUCCCGGCAGCGGCCGCAGCCCAGAACACGCAGGAGAAGCGCGGGCAGAGCCCGGGGUCCUGCGGCCGGACUGACAGCCCCGCUGUGUCCAUAGUGUCAAUAGUUGUGUCUGUGUUCCUGAGCUCCUCGCAGGGCUGUGCCCACCGCACCGCGAUCCCUUCACCGCGUGUUGAGUCCCGUUUGGCCGCCGCUGUGUCCCGUACCGAGAGGAGAGGAGAGGAAUCCCUUUGGUGUGUAAAGACUCUUUGCAGCUG